Molecule: messenger RNA, 3499 nt
Organism: Xiphias gladius (swordfish)
Lineage: Eukaryota; Metazoa; Chordata; Actinopteri; Istiophoriformes; Xiphiidae
Product: leucine-rich repeat transmembrane neuronal protein 4
Exons: 3
Coding region: 604-2415 (603 amino acids)
Cellular component (GO): plasma membrane
Molecular function (GO): protein binding
Source: RefSeq, a predicted model, not a curated record
AUCUCAAGUCCUGAAACGAGUUCCAGUGAGCUCAGUAUAAUCCUACACCACCACCAUUCCUGUUGCUAUACAACUGAUUUAUUCUUGAUGCCACGGUCAACGGAUCUAAUCCACAACAGACUGCGCCUUUCCCUCCCGCUGUCCACAUCUGCAUUAGGAUACGUCCAACUUGUCGCGUUUAAAUUUCUUCAAAUGGUCGGUUUCCGGUCUCUUUUCGGUCACUUGAUCUAGAUUCAACAAUUGGCGACUCGGCGUUUAAAAAUGCAGGCUAUCUAACAUACAUGCCUUCAGAAGCACGGGUUAAACAAUGUCAUCCUCGUGCGGAUACAGGCUUGAGCGCGUCCACCCGAGCGCUUUGUAAGGUGGCAGUCCGAAAUAUGCACCAUCAAGCUCGUGUUGCGCGGUAAGGUGGGAAACUACAGACAGAGGUGGAUGCACACCUUCCGGAGCCACUCUCAUCCCCGACAGGUGUGCGGCUGUGCGCAAAGCGGACCGGGCUGCGGCGCAAAGUGCGUGUGCUCGCCGUGCGGACGGGCGUCCCGGUUGCCUGUCCACCUAUCGGGACAAGACGCCGGCGGCGUCUGACAUGUGGACGUGGAACGCAUGCAACAGAGAGCCAUAAACUAUGAAAACAUGAGGAGGAGCCGACACCGCGCAAAUAUGGGACUCCCCCUGCUUUUCAGAUGGCUUGUAUCCACUGUGGUGGUGCCCGCCUGUCUGCUUGCUGCUCCAAGCGGCAUCCGUGAGCGUCCCUGCCCCCAGAGCUGUAGAUGUGAUGGGAAAAUAAUAUACUGCGAAUCCAAUGCUUUCCGUGACGUGCCAAGCAAUGUGUCUGUAAGCACACAGGGCCUGUCCCUGCGUUACAACAGCCUGGUGAACCUCAGAGCCCACCAGUUUGCAGGGCUGAGUCAACUAGUUUGGCUCUACCUUGACCAUAAUUACAUCAAUGCUGUGGACGGCCAGGCUUUCCAUGGGAUACGGAGGCUCAAAGAACUGAUUCUCAGCUCCAAUAAGAUCACACAGCUGAAAAACAACACUUUCCAUGACAUUCCUAAUUUACGCAAUCUUGACCUUUCCUACAACAAACUGCAGGUUCUCCAGCCUAAUCAGUUCGUGGGUCUACGGAAGCUGCUGAGUUUACACUUGAGGUCCAAUUCCUUAAAAACUGUCCCAAUGCGAGUUUUCCUUGACUGUCGCAAUCUGGAGUUCCUUGAUAUUGGCUACAACAGGCUACGGAGCCUCACACGUAACGCCUUUGCAGGGCUCCUUAAACUCACUGAGCUUCAUUUGGAGCACAACCAGUUCUCAAAGAUAAAUUUUGCUCAUUUCCCCCGCCUGACUAACCUGAGGGCACUCUAUUUGCAAUGGAACCGCAUCAAACUGCUAACCCAGGGCCUGCCAUGGAUGUGGACUUCCUUGCAAAAGCUGGAUCUUUCAGGAAAUGAACUUCAAGUGUUGGACCAGAGUACAUUUCAAUGCCUCCCUAAUCUCCAGACACUUAAUCUGGACUCCAACAAACUCAGCAAUGUGUCUCAGCGGACAGUGGAGGCUUGGAUCUCCCUCACUACCAUCAGUCUGGCUGGUAAUUUGUGGUACUGUAACCCCAACAUUUGCCCCCUUGUGGCCUGGCUCAAGGCGUUUAAGGGUAACAAGGAGUCCACUAUGAUUUGUGCUGGCCCUAAGGAAGCACAAGGAGAGAAAGUGACUGAUGUGGUGGAGACUUAUAACAUCUGUACAGCAACAUCGACUCCCAUCCCCUCGACAACAUUGCCCCUCACUUCUGCAUUUCAGACUGAGCUGCUGCCGCUUUCCACGCAGUCUGUGGUGGAUAAGAAGCUGAUCUGGAACAGGACAGCCUCCCCGACGCCUUCCGAGGCCUCCCCCACCAUCCCCUUGCCAGACACUGAGUAUGUGUCCUUCCACAAAAUCAUAGCUGGUAGCGUGGCCCUCCUGUUAUCUGUGGCUAUAAUUCUACUGGUUAUCUAUGUCUCAUGGAAGCACUAUCCCAGCAGUAUCAAACAGCUUCAGCAGCGCUCGGUGGUUAAAAAGCGCCAGAAAAAGGCACGGGAGACUGAACGCUCCCUUAAUUCACCACUGCAAGAGUACUAUGUGGACUACAAGCCUUCGCACUCAGAGACUAUGGAUGUGCUGGUUAAUGGGACAGGACCUUACACAUACACCAUCUCAGGCUCCAGGGAAUGCGAGAUACCACGGCAGCUGAGUGCUCUGACAUUGUACAGGUGUGAGCAGUCGGUUCUGGAUUACUGCCAUGCCCACCUGUCGCUGCACCUCAAUGUAGGCAUGGAGCCCCAAGCUCAGGUGCCGGGAGGUCCGAGGCCACCUGGGUACCACCUUAUGGCUGCCCUCCCCUCCAAGCCUGUGCUGCCUUGCCCCCAGACCCACUUCCUCCACUAGUGAGCUGUGCACACAAAAUACUGUAUGUCGACUGAAAAGAAUCAGUGGACCACUCAAAUGAAACACAAGGCUGCGUGGGAGGGAACUGGGACUGGUGAAGAAGCAAAGGAGACAAUUAAUCUACUGCAGAGCAUCCUGGAACAAGGGUAAUGAAAAUGAAAAUAUUUCUCAGUGGAAAUGAAGGGGUGCAACGGUAUUGAUUAGUGAGCUUCUGACCUACCUGACCCUCAAUGUCCUCAAUUUAAGGAGGCUGAACAGCAGCAUGACUUUCCACGUUCUGCUCUGCCUCUUGCGGAGUAUUAAGGAUAGUAAUUUAAUGAUUUGUUAAUCUUAUUAAACAUAUUUCUUCAAUUUCUCCUAAUCUGGGCACCUCUCGGCUGCGUCAGGUAAUCAAAGGCAAAAUGCUAGAGCAGGGAAACAGCAUGAUAAGCAAGUGAGUAGCAGAACAAAUGAAAGAUCAACAAAGCUAAAAUGUUUUCUGCUGCUUUUUCUGAUCACGCUGUCAGUCAGAGGUCUCUCUGUAAUUCAAGUCCCUGUAGCGUUUUUCAUCUCGAGAAAUGGGACACUCAAAUGAAAUUACCCAAGACAAGAGAAAUGAGUCAGAAAAUAAUGGACAGUAAUUGUCAAAUAAAAUGUACAGCCCACACAUCUUGCCGGCAGUAAGUAUAAUUUAUAUGGUGACUUUUGAUUUCUUUAAUGAUUUGUGAUGUGGAUCACAUUAUAAUUAAUUUAAUCAAGCUGAGAAAUAAAUAGAUGAAAAAUAAACACCAAGUACAGAUCUUGGUGCACUGGGACGUUCAGAUAUUUACUUUUCCUCAAGUGUUUAAAUCACCCUUGUAGUUAAUGGUUUUUGUUUUUAAAAUGUGUUAUUCAACCAAUUAUCUGAUUGUGCACUCAUAUAUCUACAUGUGUGUGCUUUUUACAAGAUGUUACAUCAUAAUAUAUGGUAAAUAAAGUGUGUAAAUGACCAGUAACAGUAUCAUUCAUCAAGAUCAGUGGUAUCAACCCAAACAACUGUCUGCUGUAUCUAGACAGCUGCGUAGGUGGCUGAGGAGACUGCAGAGCACAGCCCUGAAGGCAAGGC